GGCCCUCAUUGGCCUGGUCGCUGUGGAGGCGGUGAGCGGCGGGGUUAAGCGGGUCGCCGCGCCCGGACUAGGCUCAAGCCUGGAUCUCUGAAUCGGCGCCAGGGAUCUGGACCCUCCACCCUACGCGAUGGGUCCCCACCUCUGCAUGUACCGCGCAGCCCUGCUACCGGGUAGCCUCCUGUUCCUCCUGCUGCUCUCAGACCCGGCGCUUCCAACCGGACGUCCUCCUCCGGUGGUCCUGGUGCCUGGUGAUUUGGGCAACCAGCUGGAGGCCAAGCUGGACAAGCCGAAGGUCGUGCACUACCUCUGCUCCAAGAAAACGGACAGCUACUUCACACUCUGGCUCAACCUCGAGCUGCUGCUGCCUGUCAUCAUUGACUGCUGGAUCGACAACAUCAGGCUGGUCUACAACAGGACGUCCCGGGUCACCCAGUUCCCCGACGGUGUGGACGUGCAUGUCCCCGGCUUCGGAAAGACCUUCUCCCUGGAGUUUCUGGACCCCAGCAAAAGCAGCGUGGGUUCCUAUUUCCACACCAUGGUAGAGAGUCUAGUGGGCUGGGGCUACACACGGGGUGAGGAUGUCCGGGGAGCCCCCUAUGACUGGCGGCGAGCCCCAAAUGAAAACGGGCCCUACUUCCUGGCCCUCCAGGAGAUGAUCGAGGAGAUGCACCAGCUGUAUGGGGGCCCCGUGGUGCUGGUUGCCCACAGCAUGGGCAACAUGUACACACUCUACUUUCUGCAGCGACAGCCACAGGCCUGGAAGGACAAGUAUAUCCGUGCCUUCGUGGCACUGGGUGCGCCCUGGGGGGGCGUGGCCAAGACCUUGCGCGUCCUGGCCUCAGGGGACAACAACCGGAUCCCGGUCAUUAGUCCCCUGAAGAUCCGGGAGCAGCAGCGGUCUGCUGUCUCUACCAGCUGGCUGCUGCCCUACAACUACACCUGGUCACCCGAGAAGGUCUUUGUACACACGCCCACGGCCAACUACACGCUGCGUGACUAUCAGCGGUUCUUCCGGGACAUUGGCUUCGAAGAUGGGUGGCUCAUGCGGCAGGACACGGAGGGGCUGGUUGAAGCCACAGUGCCACCCGGCGUGCAGCUGCACUGCCUCUACGGCACGGGCGUUCCCACGCCAGACUCCUUCUACUACGAGAGCUUCCCGGACCGAGACCCUAAAAUCUACUUUGGUGACGGCGAUGGCACUGUGAACUUGGAGAGUGCCCUGCAGUGCCAGACCUGGUGCAACCGCCAGGAACACCCCGUGGCACUGCAGGCGCUGCCAGGGAGCGAGCACAUUGAGAUGCUGGCCAACGCCUCUACCCUCGCCUACCUGAAACGCGUGCUCCUUGGGCCCUGACUCCUGUGCCAGGCAGGACUGUGGGACGGCUUGGCCACAGCUGCUUCUCUUGGCUUCCGGGGCUGCCGUGGCCCACAAGGUUUAGUGGUUUGUGACUGACCUUCCUAGGCCAUAGGUCUUGGUUGUGAAACGUCUGCCAUCGGGAAGUGCUGUUUCUUACACUUUCUCUGGGAGUGAGGGAGGAAGAAAUAGCCUGGACUCACCGGAGGGACUCGUAAGGGAAAGAAUGCUGCUGUUGUUGGAAUCAGUGCGACCUCAGGACUGGCCGCCCAGGUGGAUUGGCUGGCAUCUGGAUCCAGUCCCCAACUCAGGGGCCAUGUGUUUCUCCUGUUUCACAUUUGCCCACCAGCCCCUGGCCCCUCAGACAUCCUGUGAGGGAUGUGACUGAGCUGUGGUCCCUGCCCCCAAAGAUCCCAGGGAUGGGCUCCCGCUCCCUAGGGCGAUCCUUCCCACACACUGGCCACAGGAGGCUGGAGCUGCUGGCUUCCCUGUGGCCCGGCUGCUCAACAGCCUGACUGUAGCUUUCUGGGGGCAGCCAGGUUUCCCCUGCGGGCAGGGGUUGUUGUGUAAUCUGUGGUUCCCCGGCCCUGGGGCAUUCACUCCUACCUCCCUCACUUCCAAGAAGAGCUGAGCUCUGAAUUGGGCAGCAGAUGGCACCCCAGUUCUGCAGGCUGCAGCCCACGAGCUCUGACCCCCUUGGCUGGGUUAUUGCCCACAGUGUUGAUGCUGGCUCCUUUCGCCCUGGGACUGUGCUUCAAAGUCAGGAGCAGGACCCAGUGCCACGGCCUUUUAGAUGCUGGUGAAGAGAGAAAACUCAAGAGUGGGCCAAGGCACUCAGAGCUUCACUGAACUGCCCUCUUGCUAACCCCCCACCACAUUGCCACCCUACCGGAGGGUUUCUCUAGCACCCAAGUGGGCUGGCACAGGGCUGAGAGGAAGGGUUCCUGCCCAUCCUGCCCGGCACCUACCUCCACCAGGCAGCUUGGUGGUGUUUAGUCUUCGGGGACUAACUCAGAAACUCGAGUGGGCCCCUGUGAGAGCCAGGUGCCUUGGAGCCCCUCUGUGGGUGAUCUGUCUGCCUCAGAGAUGCUGCAUAGGUCUUCCUGUGACAGCAGGGCGAGGAGUCUGUAUCUGCCUUGGCGGCAGUGCUCUCCAAGUGGGCCACAGCCAGAGGCCAAGACUUGGUCCUAGCCUCCAGGGUGGGGACCCAAAGCCACAGUCAUGCUGGAGUGGCUGCUCUCUCAGAAGGUUUCUGUGGCGCUGGAUUUUCACUCUUGUGAACAUGCCCAGCCUCUCUCUCUUCCUUCGUUCCUGAGUGGUGGGCCCCAUAUCGGGCUCUGAGCAGGCUGCACCUCGAUUAUGGCAAUAAAAGUAUUCUGGAUGCUGUAAAGUGCCCUGGCCUAGGCUGCCCUCUGAGCAUGACAGGAGGGAGCUAGUGGAGAGGUCGGGGGGCUAGAGCAGCAGGUAAACGGAGGCUAGACCUUUCCUGGGGCCUUGAUGGGUUCUCUCAGCACUGAAGCGUGGCUCCUAUGCACCACUUUGGUGGUGGCCUCUCUCCCAGAAUCCAGUUCCCCUCCUAGGACUAAGAACCAGCAACUGAAACAUUCCUGUUGGAAUGCAGCUCCUGCUCCUGCCUGGUCGGCAUGCCACCCCAGAUCUGGGUGCCACAAACAGUCCUACAGGUCACCCUGGCUGGACUCCCCUUCCCAGCUUUUUCUCUCUUAGUUUGCAGGUCUUGGCAUCCUUUGAACCUAGAGUUCGUCUCAGGACACCACCCUUAUACUUUGUUUCAGCUCAUCUGUCCACCAUCUGUUCUGCUUUGGGGACGGAGUGAGACUGAGGGAGGAAGAGAUUAGGCUGAGACUGGUAUGGACAGAGGCCAAGAUGGGCAGAGAUGGACCGACAGACUGGGGCCACGUGGAAAUGGAUAAAGACAGAGAAACAGAGAGUCUGAUACUGAGAAACAUGUAUAGGGAUUGGGUCCAGGUGUGGAUUCUGUGAUGUGGAGCCCAGAGCCAGCCAGGGGCCAGUUGGGGAGGUGGGAGCUUCAGUUCCUGCCUCUACAGAGUAAGGCCAGCCUGGGCUUCAGGCUUUGAUACAUGCUGGGAGCCACUAGAGGGCGCGCUGAACCCUCUAACGGCCCUAGUUGGUGGCCAAACCUGGAGGAAGCAUUGGUCCAGAGAGGGUGAGGAUGCCUGAGGAUGCAGAGGUCCAGCUGCUUCUUUGAUCUUGGUAGAAGGAUGACAACAUGAAAGUGAGCAAACUACCACUCUCAGGCUCUGCCCCGCCUGACUCCCAGCUUUGCCCUGACACCCACCCAUCUAUGCCACACCCUUGUGGUGGCCUUGGAGCCACCCAUUCCCCCGUGAUGUUUCAGCCAGACUGCCACCCUUUGUUUCACAGCUGCAGAGAGGGCUUGGGGUCAGUCUCCUUGUUAUUGGACAGGGAUCGGGCUGGAGCAGGGCUGCCUCGGGCCAGCCUGCAGUGUGUGAGUUCUCGACUUCGUGUGGGGCAGAUUUCACAGCACAAGUCCAGGUGAGUUUAAGAAUACACUUAUUAAAGCUGGGGAUAGUGAAACAAGGAAGGCCUCAGGAUAGAAGAAGCAACAGGAGAGAGCCUAGGGGGGCUGCUCUCGCUCCCUAGAAAAGUUAUGGGAAGGAAGUGAGCCGAGGCGGGGCUGCUCCCAGUUCAUUGGACAGUCAGAGACAGGGGGCCUUGGGAAGCCUCGGGUGAGCUGCUGCUGCCCAUUGCUCCCCUGGUUACAAGUCUCGUGGCUUCCCUUAGAGUUUAGGAGAUGCAUGCCUGUGGGGGAAGAAGAGGGAGAAGGGAGAGGUGCAGGUGUGUUCCUGGGGGAGAGAGCCACGUUGGGUCCUCUGGCUUGAGGAUUUUAAAGGCUGGGAGUUGAGGGCGACCUGUUUGCAGACUGGGUGGUGGCACUGCGCUCGGCUAAGCUUAAAGAGACUUGUGCUCUCCCUGCCGCCCCUCACCAAGGAUGGAGAUCCCACCCAUCCACUGCCCAGGCUCCAGGGUGGCCUUGGUGGUGCAGAACUGCGUCAACUACCAUCAGGGGACACCACCCCCCAGCCCGCGCCCACCAGGUGUUUUUGGUGCAAACAAGCCAGCAUGGAGGAUAUUCCAGGAAGAAGACAUCAGUAUUGCCUUAAGUUUUCUGUGGAAGAAAUGAUCCAAAAACAAGUGAUAGCGAACUACGCAGCUGAAGUACUUUAUCCUCCAGAUACUGCACCAGAAGUCACCUUUACGUUUGAAGGAGAAAUUGGGAAGAGCCCAGAUGAAGAAGAUAACACAUUUCACUAAAAACUGAAGUCCAUAAAGGAACCACUAGAACCACAAAAUAUUCCAGACAGUUUUGGAAAUGGUAUCUCCAGCAAUGAAGCCAGUUCAACGUUUAGCCUGAAUUGGCUGUGAUUGUAUAAUCUGGCGGAGUUCUGCUGAAAACACAAGUUAUAAAAUGGUAAAAGUUCAAACUGUCAGGCAAGUGCAAAGAAGUGAUGACUUCGUUGAGUUAGACUACACCAUUCUCCUUCGUGACACUGCAUCUCAGGAGAUUAUUCCUCGGCAAAUGCAGGCUGUCUGCCAUUCACAGUAUGGUACUAAAAUAAAACAUAAUAGCCGUCUGCCAAAAAAAAAGCACAACUGAGAGAAAGAAGGACCCUAAUACUGGGUGAAGUGUCAGUAUGCUUGUUAAUGGUGUGUAUGCCAGUCUCCAUGCUAUCUAGCCCAAGGGGCCAAACAAAUCCCCAAGUGUCACUUUGUAUAAAUGUCUUGAUUUCAUCACAGAACUGUAUAGCUUCCAUAAUAAAGAGUGUCGUGAUGUUAAAGUGUCUUAAAA
Phyllostomus hastatus (greater spear-nosed bat) is the source of this 5204-nucleotide messenger RNA. It is a transcript of the gene PLA2G15, whose product is annotated as phospholipase A2 group XV. NCBI's taxonomy places the organism in Eukaryota, Metazoa, Chordata, Mammalia, Chiroptera, Phyllostomidae. Bases 128 to 1354 code for a protein of 408 amino acids. The record is from RefSeq and is a predicted model, not a curated record. Gene Ontology annotation, cellular component: lysosome. The transcript is spliced from 6 exons. Gene Ontology annotation, biological process: phosphatidylcholine metabolic process; ceramide metabolic process.